Mercenaria mercenaria is the source of this 6089-nucleotide messenger RNA. RefSeq lists its product as uncharacterized. Gene Ontology annotation, molecular function: ammonia-lyase activity. The coding region runs from base 32 to 1915 and encodes 627 amino acids. Lineage: Eukaryota; Metazoa; Mollusca; Bivalvia; Venerida; Veneridae. The record is from RefSeq and is a predicted model, not a curated record. The transcript has 2 exons.
UUGUGGGAGGUGAACGUUAGCGCUAGAUGUGAUGGAAUCGGCGGUAUCGCACCUGAGACAAUCACUUGACUGCAUCAAGGAGCUGCAAGCAGUACCAGACAUUGUCAAUCUUGACGGUCACAACCUAACUGUUGCUGCUUUGAAGCGUAUUGCCAGUGAUGAAAAUGUCAAGGUCAAACUAACAGAAAAAUCGGUGAAAGAAAUAGAAAAGAAUGCCAAAUUUCUAGAGAAUUUAGUAGACAAUGAUAGCAGUGUAUACAUAUAUGGUCUAAAUACUGGAGUUGGUGGAUCAGCGGAUGUUCGCGCCAAGAACGCUGCAGAUAUUCAAAAUUCUAUUCUGCGACAUCUAAACAUUGGAUUUGGAAGGACAUUUCCGCCAGGUCCUGUCCGCGCAGCAAUGGCUGUUAGAGCGAAUUCACUGAGCUUGGCAUAUUCUGGGGUCUCUGCAAAUUUUGUUCAAAAGCUUACAGAUCUCAUUAAUUGUAAUAUCGUCCCGGCUGUUCCAAUACGAGGAUCUAUUAGCGCCAGUGGAGAUCUCAUUCCUAUGAGCUAUGUUGCCGCCGCUUUGGUUGGAAGAGAAGACCUGAAUGUUUUUUACAAAGGAGAGCAAAUGAAAUGCUUAUCAGCACUUCGGGCUGCCGAAAUAAAACCAGCGCUGAUGGUACAUAGAGACAUGUUGGCGGUUGUGAACGGUACUUCUUUCACAGUGGGUGUGUCCGCUCCUGUUCUGUACGAUGCCAAUAUCGCCUGCCUUCUAACCCAAGCUUGUACAGCUCUAGCAGUAGAGGCGCUUCAUGGAACUACAGAAAGUUUUCAUCCCAUUAUACAAGGUUGUAUGCCUCACUGCGGCCAGAUGGAAGUUGCCAAAAAUUUGCGUGAGCUUCUUCAUAACAGUAAACUAGCUGUUCAACGUCUAGAUAUGAACAAGAAAGAAACACUUUCAACACAUCGUUUGAAACAAGAUCGGUACAGUUUGCGUAGUGCAGCACAGUGGAUUGGUCCAGUCGUAGAGACAAUGAAAGAGGCGAACAGAAAGUUCCGGAUUGAGUUACAAGGAGUCUCCGACAACCCAAUUAUUGAUCAUCGUACAGAAACUAUUCUAAAUGGCGCCAAUUUCCAAGGAGAAACAUUGUCACUUACUCUAGACCAGAUGCGACAAAGUCUUGGGGUUUGUGGGAAAUUGCUAUUUGCCCAAUUUUCUGAGCUUGUCAAUGUAAAUCUCAACUUUGACCUUCCACCAAACCUAUCUGGGAGCGACUUUCACGUGGACUUCGGUUUCAAAGGAGCUGAUAUCGCAAUGGCGUCCUACAUGUCCGAAUUAGAUCACGUGAUUAACCCAGUGAGUAAUCACGUCGUCAGCGCUGAGCUUCACAAUCAAUCAGUGAACUCGUUAGCGUUGAUAAGUUGCCGCCUUACCAAAGAUGCUUUGGAGCUCCUCCAGAUGAUGUUAGCCAACCACUUAAACAUGCUUGUCCAAGCCGUUGAUCUUCGUUAUCUUCGCAAAAUGGCGUUGAAGCAACUAUCUCAUCUCAGUACACAGCACAUUGAAAUCGCCGAGUGCAUUCAUAAAACACACUGGUACGAAUUUGUCCUCCGUCCCAAUGAAAUAAUGAAAGAACUUGAAGUCAAAACUGAUGGGAAAAAGUCAUUGCUCGAGGCUGGACUAGUAGAUGGUUUGCAGAGUGUAUACAGCGAAAUGAAAGAGGGGAGAUGUCACACUGACAAAAGUCUCGGACAAGGAACUCGUCGUCUGUAUACCUUCGUUCGGGAGACAUUGGGAAUACCCUUCUAUCAUGGACAGGGACCAAUGGACAAAUGGAUUGAUGAUAUUUUUAACGCAAUCAAAGAUGGAAGGAUUGAUGACGUCGUCUUGGACGUUUUUGCAGAGAGAAAUGGGUGUCAUGAAAACUGUUGAAAUAACGUAACGGUGUCUAUUAUUGUCCAAAUUAAGAAGUGAUCAGUUUUCCUCUGUUGUUACCAUAUAGCAUAAACUAUGUUACAGACAGUUUACCGGCAGUGUAAUGCUGACGUGCGAGCCAAACUCUUUCCAAAAUAUCGGAAUGAUGUUCUCAUCACUGUUCAGAUGAAUGCGGUCAUUUUCGAUCCAACACUAGUAUCAGCACACCUUGGUUAUUAAUAGUGUUUGACAUAUUUCUCCAAGCUUUACACUCAUAGUAUACAUAUACAUACAUGUUUUUAAGAUUGGCAGGAAUGACUUACCACAAACCAACAAACGGGAAAACAUUUAUCUAAAACAGCAAAUUGAAACCGACAGGUCAUGACACGGCACUGAUCAUACAUCUGUCUCUAAAAUGACCUAAACAUUAAUUAUAUAUUUACAUCCUCAUAAAAGAUUAAACUGGCGACAAUCAAAAUUGUAUUACAGCUAAAACCAUUGGCAUAUGCUUCGGCCAUGUUUGGCUUGUGAAAAAGAUUUUUAGUGGCCGAUUCAAAGCAAUGUGAUUGGAGAUUGUACGCAACACAAGCGGGACUUCUGUGACAUAGUGGUUAUGGUCGCUGACCCUGAAUAACUUCCUACCGGCGCUGUGGAAUCAGGCCAAACUCUUUUUACCCAUGCAUGUGCAUGCAUUACUAGCAGUUUGACAAAAUGCCAGCAUGGGUUUUAGAUUCAGUUUCGACAAACCGUAAAUACGUCCACUUGGAUAUGAAAGUUUAAACACUCAAUUUUUGACUUCGCAUGUAUGUGUUGAAUGUUUAAAGAUAUUUUUGUUAGCAUAAAAGCUACAUUAUACCAUGCGCUCGUUUCGAGAAAAAUAUCGAUUUUUACAGACGUUUUUGAAGGGGGAAACAUGUUUUCGUCAUAAUCUUGACAUUAUUAUUGUAGGAAUCUUUAAAUUUGCUUCCAUCCGGGAGGAAGAUGCAUAAAUGUAUCUGAUCGAACAUAAAGCUAAAAUUUACACGAAAAAUCAAUUACGGAUACGGUAUAGUCAUUUCGGUCAUUGUGCAAAAAUAUUUCAGGACAUUUUUACAAGGAAUGAAGUACUUGUAUCAGACAACCUCCGAAUAAAGACCACUAUAGUUACUAUAAAACCUGCUUUAAAAGGCCAAUAUUUUCUCUUCCCGUUUGACCAUAAAUUGCACGCAUUAGUCGGCAAAGUGAAGACGCUUUCCUUCGCUGAUGAAUGACCUUUGAAUCCUGGCCUAUCCCACUGCGGUGAGUCCCCCAGCAAGGCAAUUCAUGGUCGCAUCAACAGACCCAGCUGUGAAAAACUGAGUACCAGCAAAUUUCUGGUGGUAAGGUACAACUGUUUUAAAUUAUGCUCACUCAAAAGCUCGGCAGAGGUUACGUAAAUUGUUGCACAACGCGACGGUAAAAAUUUACCUUUACUGUUUAAAUUUAAAUGAACCAUUUUUCUACGCUUCCUAUGAAUGGUCUCCAUUGACAGGUCAAGCCCGCCCGCUUAGCUCAAUAGGGAGAGCGUCGGUCUACGGAUCGCGGGGUCGCGAGUUCGAUCCCCGGGCGGGGCGUAUGUUCUCCGUGACGAUUUGAUAAAAGACAUUGUGUCUGAAAUCAUUUGUCCUCCACCUCCAAUUCAUGUGGGGAAAUUGGUAGUUACUUGCGGAGAACAGGUUUGUACUGGUACAGAAUCCAGGAACACUGGUUAGGUUAACUGCCCGCCGUUACAUGACUGGAAUACUGUUGAAAAACGGCGUUAAACGCCCCCCCCCCCCCCCCCACCUUCCCCGCAAAAAAAACAUCAUUGACAGGUUUGACUGUAUACAGAAUAUAUAAAUCCGACCGACAUUUUGAUUAAAUAUUUUGCUUCGAUCAGGAAUACCAAAAGAAAUAACGUAUCAAAAGAAUGAAUCAUUGCGUGGAACAUUUUUGUCUGUCAAAAUAGCAGUGUUGUACGUUUCGUGUAUGCCAACUUGUUCGGACUUUUAACUUUGGCAUUCAUUUUGCAAUCGUUUCUAUUUGGCAGAAACAUUAGCCUCAGUGAGAAGUGUGCCAUGUGCAAGUAGUUUCAAGAUCAAAUGUAUGGUGAUGAUAAUUUUUUUAGGAGCUUCAGAUUCAGGAACAGAAUGAUUUACAUACAUAUUCAUGAGUUAAUUGCGUGCGUGUUUCAACAAUCUUUCAGUCAUAUAAACGACGGUGUCUAAUUAUAUAUAGCAGUGAUCACAAUGCCCAACUUUAUAGUGCUGCCUCACUGAAAUAUCACGCCGUAGACACGUAACAUGAUACCCAACCCAGUCACAUUAUACUGACACCGGGCUGACCUGUCCUAACACUAUCCUCCAGGCGCGUAGCUACCUAUACGCCAGUACGCCCGUGAAUCGACAUAAUUUUGCCAUUUUUUUUCUUUCUUUCUUUUUUUUACAUCUUUAUCCUAGAUCUAGACUGGAUGAGUUCCAAUUAAGUAAUUAGUGUACUAUAUAUGAUAAAAGGGGCCUUAAUUCAAAGCUCGGGUGCUAGUUUUAGAAUAUGUCCAUGGCCGUAGCGAGAGACUAAAUUUUACCAAGGCAAUUGAGUACGCGCGUUUGUUCAUGGUUGUUGGGUAAAUUUGAGUGGUAAGGCAAAGCGACGACAGUCAGAGGGGUUAGUUAGGGAGGUUGUGUCCCACACUCCCCCAUAGGAGGGUUUGUGGGGCCGAUCCCCCAAGAAAAGUAGGAUAUUUGAUAAAAACACACUUUGUUGCGCUGUUGUUAUAAUUAAAAGAAAAAACAUUACCCGUUUACUCCGCGAUCUACCCCGGGUACUUAUACCGAUUUGUGGUUCGUUUGUAAUGUGUCUCUCUUGCGAUAGAGGUCACAAGACCUACAUUUUUGGAGGUGUAUGAAGAAUAUUCUUCUUGAUGACGCUUAUUCGAGUAAAAUUAAAUGUAAAAAUGUUCAAACCAUUUUCCCUAUAAAGUUCCGUCUAAUGUUGCUCUCAUGCUGAAAAGGGCAUUAGUUUUCUCUAAAAAAAGUUCUUCUUUCAUACAAUGACAAGGUGGAUAUCAGUGUAACUCACAGCAGAGAUACGUGCAAAAGGCGUAUCAAAUCAUAAAUACAUUAUUUGUGACGUUAACUUAGAAUUAAACCUCAUUAGGUUGAAAAGAACAUUAAAAUAGAUAUUAAUUGAUGAUUACAGCAUAAAUGAAGUUCCAUGAAUUGAUUAUGAAACCACAUAACCCCGCGGCAUUACCUAUUGUCUGCAUAUAACGCUUCAACAGCAACUUAGCGCUUCAUAUUCUUCGUAUAGGAUAGACAACGAGUGACCGUGUCUAUUCGAUAUAUGCCCGAGCGCAGCGAGGGUAUAUAUCGAAUAGACACGGUCACGCGUUUGUCUAUCCGACUUAGACCACGUGACAUAAAAGCUGUAAUCACAAAACUGUGCCGUAUAGCUUCUAUUUCCGUAAGUGUACCGUUAGCGCUUACUUACCAGUUGCCUAUAUGAAUGUAUGCAUGUUAGUUUUCAAAAAUUCUGUGUUCUCCAAAUACAUGUACCGGAUUUACUAAAAUUUGACGCUCAUAUACACUUUGAGUCAGCUGCAGUCGUUAGUGAUGAGCACUUAAAAUGUGAAAAUACUCUAAAUUAAAACUGCUAGACAAUAUUUUUUGUUUGGUGUGGGCAUAUUUGCGAAAAACUAGGACAGAAACUGAUUCAAGACGAUAGACAGUUUCCAAAACCAUAAAGUAAAGGUAAACUGGUAUUUUAAGUAUUUUGUUUAAUGGUAAGUAACCACUUUUAAUUGGUAUCUUAAAUUACUAAAUUACUGCAUUUUACUGAUCAGCGUUAAAUGUUUUGUUGUUAAUUUUGAUAUAUCUAAUGCAUAACACUCGUAGGAAUAACAAUAUAUCACAUAUGCUAUAAUUGUUCUAUUUUAUUACAGAUGUUUGCAUUUGUAAGGAUCGUGCAGAUCCAGUGUUAGACCAACAAGAAAGCUAUGGCAGAGAUUGCGUUAUCUCCAAAUGAAAAUGUCCCAGAAACAAUUACAAUUGUUGUCAUUUUUAAGUGGGGACGUUUCAGUGAUGUGAAAAUUCCAUAUAUAGUAUAUACCCUUUUGGUUCUACAUUGUUAUUCAGCGGAUCGCUGGAUUUUUAUAUUUUCUAUCUAAUGUAAAUACAUGUGGUUAUGGAAACUGUUA